Messenger RNA from Closterium sp. NIES-67, 1030 nucleotides. The record is from the annotation of a GenBank genome assembly. Lineage: Eukaryota; Viridiplantae; Streptophyta; Zygnematophyceae; Desmidiales; Closteriaceae.
CGGCGGUGGCCGCUACGUGAUCUACGUCCCCGCCGGCACGUACAAGGAGCAGGUUGUCAUUGACACCCCCGACAUUAUCCUUAUCGGGGCGGGGGCGGGCUCUACUGUCGUCACGUACGACGAGAGCUACGGCAGCGGGUCGAGCACGUUCGAUUCCGCUACAGUCGGAGUGAACAGUGACCGGUUUGUCGUGUUCGGGAUGAAAUUUGUGAAUACGGCCGGCCCCGACAACCACCAGGCUGUAGCGUUCCGCGCUUCUGGCGACCAGUCGGCGGCGAUCGACUGCUCGUUCGAGGGUGCGCAAGAUACACUAUACGUGGACGCGGGUCGGCAGUACUACACGAACUGCUACAUCGGCGGCACGCAGGACUUCAUUUUCGGCGACGCGGCGGUGGUGAUAGAAAACGCGAAGAUUCAGCUGCAUCCGAGCAAGUCGUUUAUUACCCUCACGGCGUCGGGUCGCGCCAAGGACACGCCGACGGGGAUCGUGAUCCGCGACUCGGCGGUGAGCGCCGAUAGUGGCGCGGCGAAGGCGUUUCUCGGGCGGCCGUGGAAGAAGUGCGCCUUCACCGUCUUCGUCAACACCGUGCUGCCCGCGAUCAUUCAGCCCGACGGGUGGUUGUCGUGGAACGAGGGCAGCUGCAUGUUCCUCGCCGAGUCGGGCAGCAAGGGCCCCGGCGCAAAAUCGUCCCGCGCGAGCUGGGUCGAUCCUGGGAUCAUCUCGAGCGCGUCGUCGCAGUACACCGCCAGCAGUUUCGCCGAGGUCAACUCGUGGCUCACCUUCGCGUGAACGGCUGGGACCGACUCGUGACUGUAACUGAAGUGCCUUUUUAGGAGUGGCAUGGCUUGAGCUGGGCCUGCCAUAUUGAGCGAGAUGACUUCCUGCACUCAGCCAUUUCGUGUGCUUGUAAUGCGGGCGCUAACCUGUUGUCAACAGUAGGAGUUUCAAGAGUUGUAGUGCACCAUAUUUGUAGUGUUUUAGGCCACUUUCCAUGUCUACGUAUUAUGCCAAUAUAUGUUUUCCAUAAAU